AUGAAUUCUUCUUUUAAGCCGUUGCUAAGUAUUGGUAUAAGUUAUAUAGUGGACGUAUGCCCUCAAAUAGCACCAAAUGUAUUACAGUACUUACAAAAAAUUUUAGACGGCUUUAUAGACGGGAAAAUUAGUCAAUACAACGCAUCUCUUGAAUUUUCUAAGUAUAUUGGGAAUAAUACACCUAUCCUAAAAAUAGCUCGCGUUUUGACCGUUUCACCACAACCACUCAAAAGCAUUAAUGAAUAUCCAGCUGAAGCUCAAAGCUUUUUAUUAAUGAAAAAGUCUCGUUCAUGGAGCGAGAUUGAAGAUAUACGUCUUAUAGCAGGUAUUCAUAAAUUUGGUCUUGAUGCUUGGGGAACUGUAGCUUGCUUUGUGGGAAAUAGCCGAACAAAAGCACAGUGUUGUCAAAGAUGGACUAGAGGUCUUGAUCCUCGCAUUACAAAAAUGCACUGGACACCAAAAGAAGAUGCUGCUCUCCUUCAAAGUAUUUCAAAACAUGGUAUCAAGAGUUGGACAAAAGUUGCAAGCGACAUACCGUCAAGAAGUGAUGUUCAGUGCAGGUAUAGAUAUCAUCAACUUGUUUCAGGAAAUCCUCAAAACUCAGAUUCUCCAAAUAAUCAAUCAUCUUCAGACAUGCCAAUUCCGAUGAGUUCAAAUGAAAAGAAAUUAAACGAAAUCACUCCCGAAAAAAUAUCUCAGAUUAUUAAUGAAUCAGUAAAUAAAUCACAACCUGAAACUCAUAAUCAAAAAUUCAAAAUACCUUCUAUACUUGCGCUUGUGUCGCAGGCUGGAAUGAAGCCAAUUACGAUUGAAUGA
Trichomonas vaginalis G3 is the source of this 816-nucleotide messenger RNA. RefSeq names its product RNA polymerase II transcription regulator recruiting protein. The coding region runs from base 1 to 816 and encodes 271 amino acids. The record is from RefSeq and is a predicted model, not a curated record. Lineage: Eukaryota; Parabasalia; Trichomonadida; Trichomonadidae. The transcript has a single exon.